This is a messenger RNA of Branchiostoma belcheri (Belcher's lancelet), 2270 nucleotides long. RefSeq names its product formin-like protein 20. Lineage: Eukaryota; Metazoa; Chordata; Leptocardii; Amphioxiformes; Branchiostomatidae. Bases 342 to 2156 code for a protein of 604 amino acids. The transcript is spliced from 4 exons. The record is from RefSeq and is a predicted model, not a curated record.
GUAAUAAAGGUUCGGGACCAUUCGAAGUGGCGCGUUCUAAAGUUCCUUUGGUUGCUCGACAGUUGAGCAAUAUACUUUAAAAAUGCGCCGUACUUUAUAACGCCAUCGUUAUGGAAAGAAGAUAUAACAUUGGGUGAACAAAAAGACUUCAAUUUACGUGUUUUGAAAGCCUUUUACGCUUACACGGUGUAGUCCAAUCCAGGUUUGAUUUUGCUGGCGUCCGUUAUGAUCAGAACGCCCCACAGCGUUCUCUAGAACGCGUUGUCAUUGGCAACACAUCCUUUGAGUAAACACUGCUUCAAGCGUAGCUGGAAAUAUGUAGAGGAGACAACGUGUCGAAGAUGAAACCGUCGGUUGUCUGGUUGUUGGUCGUCUCGUGUAUUCUCAUUGCUCCGUCACACGCAGAGAUCACACAGACCAAAGACGAGGACGCCAACACGGAAAAUGAAGAGCAUUCACUUGAAACAAGCCUGUCAAAGGAGCCCUUUAUCCAUCAGGAUGAGAAGCACACGGAUGGUAGCGACCUUGCCCUAACACGUAUCCCAAAACCUGCAUCCCAAGAUUUGCAACCACUGAUUGAGCCUCAUCAGCUACAAGCCAGUGACUCAAACGCAGUUGGGGAGGAAGCAAAUGUGGCAAAGUCGAGAGUGAAGAGACGAAAAAAGGGAGGGAAGAAGCCGAAGGGCGAUCGCGAAGGAAAAAAGGGCGGUAAUAAAAAGCCAAAAAAGGAAGGUGGGAACAAGAGAAAUAAAGACAAGGGCGGUGAAGCCGGCGAGGAGGGAGCAGGGGCUGAAGGAAAGAAGAAGAAUAAAAAAGAAGGACGCAACAGAAAGAAAGAAAAGAACCAACCGGUCGAGGAAGAGCCACCGCUAGAGGAAGAACCACCUAUGGAGUACGCAAACGAAGAAGAGAUUGAGCCACCAAUGGUGGAGGAAGAAAUGGAGCCGGUACAGCCAGCACCCCCCAUGUAUGAAGAGGAGUAUGGAGGGAAAGGUGGAGACUACGGACAGGAGGUGAUUGAGCAGCCUCCAAUUCCAGAGUAUGAAGAACCGCCGCCGCCUCCACCGCCGCCCCCUCCACCAGAACCCGUCCGCCCUCCACCCGUGCGCGAGCCACCGCCACCUCCACCACCUCCACCUCCACCCCCACCCCCAGCUCCAGAGGAGUACUUCCAGCCGGAGCCGGAGGAGGAAAACUUCGGUAUGAUGGGGGCGGGAGAGCAGCCGAUGGGGGCGGGAGAACAGCAAGCAGGCGCGGGUUUCAGCCCAUACGAGAGCCAGGAGCCCUGGAACCCCGAGCCCCCUCCCGGUGUGCCGCCGCCGCCGCCGCCGCCGCCGCCCCAGGUUCAGCCUCAAGGGGGUGCCCAACCUCCGUACGACAACGGCUGGCCGAGUCCCGAGGUUGCACCAGAGCCCGGGUAUCCGCCCCAGGUCGUCCCUCCGCAACCCGAGGUCCCGCAGCCGCCUAUGAUGUCGCACGACAAUGUUCAGCAGAGUCCCUGGGUCCACGGACCCGAGGUUGUAGAACAGCACCACGAUACGUCACACGUCGCCCCCGGACAUCAUCCCGAGGUCUCAGGCCCGGGGAUGGCUCAUGAAACGGGUUUUCGGAACCCCCAUCAACCUGGCAUGCACGAGCAGGAGAUGGGUCCACACGGACAACCGCACGAGGAGCCGUCAAUCAUCGUGGAUCACACCUUGUUCAACUCCGACAGCCAAGGGGGGAUGCCGCAUCACGGCGAAGCCCUGCCGGCCGAGAGUUUCGCACACGAGCCCGCCUGGACAGCAGAGGAGUAUCACGGAGCGAAGGAACAACCACACGGCUACCAUCCGAGCCACGGCGAGGGGGAGUCGCAUGGCUUCCACCCUACGAGUGAGAAGGAAGACUACUUCCAACUGAAAGAGGCAGCAGACAAGAACGAACUCCUCCAGAAGCUGGAUGAACUGGAGAACGAAGUUUCGUCUCUGCAACACGAAGAACAAGACCAGGAAACACUCCCCUUUGGGAAAAUGAAGUCAGAGUCCACUUACGAAGGCGACUACGAAGAAAGUGUUGGCGACGAAAUGAGCGCGGCAGUGAACACUCUCUGUUUUCUCUCUAUGAAAACCAUGGUUCUUGUAACCGCUAUGUUACCAGUGCUCCUGCAUAUCAUGUGAGAAAAACGUUUCAUUUAAUUGAACAACAAUAUGAAGUGUCACUUUCAUAUCUACGUCACACUACAUCAGAACAUAGUGUACAAGUUGGACCCUGUAUCACAUGAAAUAAAAUAC